AAGGAAGAGGCGGGCCCGGGCCCGGGGCUCUUCCGCCGGGCGAGGGGCCAGAGCCAUGGCUGCGUCUGCGGGCAGUGGUUCCUCCCGGGCCUCGGCCGCUAGUCGCGGUGGCGACCGAGGCAGUCAUAGCCGAUCCCGGCCCCUGCGGGAAGCACCGGGUCCGGCGGGCGACGGCCGUGACGACGAGGACGGCAAAGAGGAGGAGAGGGGCGGGAGAGGCAGCGGCCCGGGGCCCUCGGGAAGCGGCGGCGAGGACGAGGAUGAGACGGCGCGGCGGCUGCUCCGCCAGCAGUACCGGGAGAGGAUCACCUUCCUUCAGCAGAAUCAUGAAACGAUUGUGAGCACCAGGAAUGAUAAAUUGACAGAGGCACUGGAAGAUGCUAAUAAGCUGUUUGCUGGAGUGUCACGGGCAAGGGAGGCUGCUUUGGAUGCUCAGUUCCUAGUUUUGGCAUCAAAUCUAGGAAAGGAAAAAGCAAACCAGUUGCACUCAGAUAUGACAGUAUUUGAUCCAUCUGCAUUUGCUGAAGAUUUAUUAUCUUUUAUGGGCUUAAAUCGGCUCGAAAGGGAAGAAAGUGACAGUGAAGGGGAACAGGUUGCUGGAGGAUUUUUGCCUAGUAACGCAUGGCAUAAACUUGGUGAAGAAGCAAAAAAGUACUUCAGAAGAGCACCAGUUUUCCACUUCAUGUUAGGAACAUUUACUGCUGAUCCUCCUGUUGAGAAGCCACGCAUUGAGAGGCAGCGGAAGAAGGCAGGGACUGAAGAAAGAAGGGUGAUGCCAGCUCAGUUGAAGAAAAUGGAAGAAUCUCACCAAGAAGCAACAGAAAAAGAAGUUGAAAGGAUUUUGGGAUUCUUACAGGCCUAUCAUGAACAAGAUCCUAAUACACCAAUAUCCUUCCUUGAAUUUGUGACUGAUCCAAAUUCUUUUGCACGAACUGUGGAAAACAUGUUUCAUGUAUCCUUCUUGAUAAGGGAUGGACUUGCAGGAAUAAAGCUUGAUCCAGACAAGCUUCCUAUAAUAGAGCCUUUAAAUCCAGAACAAGGAGGAAAUGACCAGGAUGCUGUACCACGGAAACAAGCAGUCAUAUCAAUCAGUUAUGAGGAAUGGCAGAAUAUUGUGGAGACUUUUGAAAUUUCACAGCCUAUGAUUCCAUCUGCCACACAGACACCAACGUGACAUGGAAGAAUUUGAAUAUACGCUAUUUUCAGACAUAAACUUUGUCACAAUUAUUUUGUUUCCAAAUCUAUUUUCUGAUGCUGAACUUGAAAAUGAGACUACUUGAGACCUACAUUCUACUUCUGGAUAGAAAUCUCACUCUUCAAUUUUUUUAUUCAGCUAUCUCAAAGAUCAGUGAAAGGACUUGUGUCUACCAGUUCCCUGAUGUUGGUUUGUCCUUAAGAUAGAAGGACAAAUAGUAAAGUGGAAAUUACUGAAGUCUUCCUGUUUAAAAUUUAAUAUUUGUUUCAAUAAAAGAAGUGUUUGGAGUUUUCUUGUUGUGAGGUUGUAUUAUACCAAAAGAAGUGCAGUUCAUGUGCCAUAAUAGUAAAAAUAGCUUGAAAUUAAAUGUUGUAUUUCUGUAUUUCUAUGUUGUAAAUGUUUUCUCACAUUUUGCAUUCAUUCCAUCAAAGGCUUAGAAUGGCCCUAUCCUUAGUCUCUUUUGUGUUUUAAUUUGUACAGUAUUCUCACAGAAUAAUUGCAAAUGAAUCUAGUGGGAAAAUAUGUCAGUCUUUUAAAAUUAAAGGUAUUUGUGUUUGCUAAGCAUAA
Pogona vitticeps (central bearded dragon) is the source of this 1762-nucleotide messenger RNA. RefSeq names its product NSE4A component of SMC5/6 complex (gene NSMCE4A). Gene Ontology annotation, cellular component: nucleus; Smc5-Smc6 complex. Gene Ontology annotation, biological process: DNA repair. Lineage: Eukaryota; Metazoa; Chordata; Lepidosauria; Squamata; Agamidae. The record is from RefSeq and is a predicted model, not a curated record.